AUGGCGGCCGGCGCUGAAGGGGCAGCGGGCGCGGGGUCGGGCGGGCUGGCUGUGCUCGGCGCUGUGCCCGGCGCUCCCUGCUGCCCGCACGGUCCUGCUCUCCUGUUCGUGAAGACCAGCCAAGGAAAAGAGGAGGGGAGAAGAUUCUAUGCUUGUUCGGCUUGUAGGGACAGAAAGGAUUGUAAAUUCUUUCAGUGGGAGGAUGAGAAGGUAUCACAAGCUAGACUUGCAGCCCGUGAAGAGUAUAAUAGAAGUCAUCAGCCGCCUUGUACUCACAGACAGAAUGUGGAAAGAUACAAGAAUUUUGUUCUGUUGCCUUUAUCAAAGAGGAGGUUUUGUCAGGAAUGCCAGCAAUUGCUAUUGCCAGAUGAAUGGGAAAAACACUCGAGUCAUCAGUUCCUGUAUGAUAUCUCCACUGCCCAGCUAAGAAGUCCCAGUCAACUUUUGUAUCCACUAGAAAAUAAAAAAACAAAUGCACAGUAUUUAUUUGCAGACAGAAGUUGCCAGUUUCUACUGGACCUUAUUAUUUCACUAGGAUUCAGACGAGUGCUAUCUGUUGGAACACCCAGGCUUCAUGAAAUGAUCCAGUCAAAAGCUUUACAAGAAGACUUCAGGGUUAGAAGCCUUCUGCUAGAUAUUGACUUCAGGUAUUCACAAUUUUACACAGAGGAUGAGUUCUGCCACUACAACAUGUUUAAUCAUUAUUUUUUUGGUGGAGAGGCUGCACAUGAGACUUGUAGGAAAUUCUUACACGAAGAGAAAGAUGAAAGAGUAAUUAUGGUGGCUGAUCCCCCAUUUGGAGGUUUAGUGGAAGCACUGGCUUCUAGUUUUAAAAAACUGAUGGCAAUGUGGAAGGAUACAGAAAAAGGAGGUAAUAAGAACCAAGAGAUGCCCAUGUUCUGGAUAUUUCCAUACUUCUUUGAAUCCCGUAUUCUUGAAUUUUUCCCAAGCUUCAGUAUGAUGGAUUAUCAGGUAGAUUAUGAUAAUCAUGCACUAUAUAAACAUGGCAAAACGGGUCGCAGACAAUCCCCUGUCCGUAUCUUCACAAAUCUGUCCCCAGGUGUGAUUGUACUUCCUGCAGAAGAGGGCUACAGGUUUUGUGCUAUCUGUCAGCGCUACGUUAGUUCUGGCAACCACCACUGUGAAAUAUGCAAUUCAUGUACAUCAAAAGAUGGCAGACGAUGGAAGCAUUGUGUUCUUUGCAAGAAAUGUGUGAAACCCUCUUGGUUUCACUGUAACAAAUGCAACUGCUGUGCUCUGGAAAACCACACGUGUGAGAAGAUUGAUGUGGGCUGCUUUGUUUGUGGCAAGGCAGGUCACAAGCGCAGCUCCUGUCCCAGCCUCUCCUGCACCAGAGCAUCUCACCAAGCUGGCAAAGGCAGAAGACAAAAGCAGAAAACCCUAAAACCUCUAAAGAGGGCAAAGUUGGGAGUUUGUAAAAGAUGGGCCACGAAGCGCACCAUAUUCUCCAGGAGGAAAAUGAAGAAGAAGAAAAAAGACAAGACUACUUGAUACAAGAUCAUUCAAGACGUUUUUUUCUUCAGAAUAAAAGCUGCUCUAAUUUAAA
This is a messenger RNA of Lagopus leucura (white-tailed ptarmigan), 1567 nucleotides long. RefSeq names its product zinc finger CCHC-type containing 4 (gene ZCCHC4). Gene Ontology annotation, molecular function: nucleic acid binding; rRNA (adenine-N6-)-methyltransferase activity; zinc ion binding. The record is from RefSeq and is a predicted model, not a curated record. Bases 1 to 1512 code for a protein of 503 amino acids. Gene Ontology annotation, biological process: rRNA methylation. Lineage: Eukaryota; Metazoa; Chordata; Aves; Galliformes; Phasianidae. The transcript has 13 exons. Gene Ontology annotation, cellular component: nucleolus; cytoplasm.